AAAUAUACUAAACAGUUCUUAAUAAUUUCCAUAAACGUUUAAACAUUCGCAGUAACAUAAACAAUUGCCGGUGCAUAAUGUCGCGUGUUUUCCUUAACAAUUGUAACUUUAUCUAAGAAACUUCAAAAAAUCUAAUAAAAGUGCCUUUUAUGCAUUUCUUCAUGUUGUGAUAUUAAAUAAUACCAGACAAAUAAAUUUUAAAAUGGAAGAAUUUUUACAAAAUAAUGGGAUGCGUUUUCCCGGAUUCAAAAGUAUAUAUCAGACGUUAAGUCGUAAGAAACCUAUUGAAGAUUCAAGUGAGUCUAAAUUGGCAAAAGUUCUAUCGGCUUUUGAUCUGACGACUCUUGGCAUUGGGUCUACACUCGGUGUUGGUGUCUAUGUAUUGGCCGGACAAGUGGCAAAAAUAUAUGCUGGCCCUGCUGUGAUUUUCAGUUUUCUUAUUGCUGCUAUUGCCUCAAUUUUUGCCGGCUUAUGUUAUGCUGAGUUUGGUGCACGUGUUCCUAGAGCGGGAUCCGCUUAUGUCUACAGUUAUGUUACAAUUGGAGAGUUCAUUGCAUUUAUAAUUGGUUGGAAUUUGAUACUGGAAUAUGCAAUAGGUUCGGCUAGUGUUGUUAAAGGUUUAAGUGCGUAUUUGGAUAAUCUCUGUGGUCAUGCUAUGGAGAAUUUUUUGAGUGAAAAGUUGCCAAUGAAUAUAGAUGGCCUCAAUGAAUACCCCGAUAUAUUUGCUUUUGGAGUCACCAUUAUAUUUGCAUGGGCAAUAGCCAUGGGAGCAAAGGAAUCUACACGCCUCAACACUGUAUUCACGCUACUUAAUUUAAGCGUGGUUUUAUUUGUCAUUGGAGCAGGCCUUUUCAAAGUAUCAAGCAGCAAUUGGGCUCUACCCAAAUCUUCAGUACCAGAGGGUUAUGGUGACGGCGGAUUUGCGCCGUAUGGUUUUGCCGGUAUUAUAAGAGGUGCUGCAAUAUGUUUUUAUGGUUUCAUUGGUUUUGAUUGUAUUGCCACUGCUGGCGAAGAAGCUAAAAAUCCUAAAAAAUCCAUACCAUUUGCUGUUAUCACAUCCCUGGCUAUGGUCUUUCUGGCAUACUUUGGUAUUUCAACUGUUCUGACCAUGAUGUUACCCUAUUACGAACAAGAUGAAAGUGCACCUUUGGUACAUGUUUUCAGUAUGUAUGGCUGGACAUUUGCCAAGUAUGUUGUCUCGAUAGGAGCUAUUUGCGCCAUGUGCACCAGCCUUAUGGGCUCUAUGUUCCCAUUGCCUCGUAUUGUCUAUGCCAUGGCAAAUGACGGUUUACUAUUCAAAUUCAUGGGAGAAAUUAGUUCAAAACACAAAACACCUUUAAAUAGUACUUUGCUGACGGGCUUCCUAACGGGGGCAUUCGCAGCCAUAUUUAACUUGAAACAGUUGAUGAACAUGAUGUCUAUAGGCACAUUCUUGGCCUACUCUAUGGUGGCAGCAUGUGUACUGAUUCUACGCUAUGAAAGUGAUGAGAGAAGAGAUAGUCGUCACUUAGCAAAUGGCCGCACAUUAAUAGAAAACAAUGAAUCCCACUGUAGUCUCUUGAAAAUGUUAUUUAAUUCACCAAAGUCAAUAGUACCCACAAAGAAGACAGCCAGAAUUGUGACCAUCAUGUUAUGUUUAUAUGUACUUCAGUGCAUUUUAUUAACCCAAGUAUUGACUACAUUUGAAGAAAACUUCUCCGAGGUAUCAUUGGUUAACAUUAUCAAGCUCGUAUUGACUGUGGUGUCCCUAUUUAUUACAUUAUUUAUAAUAUCACGCCAACCAGUUGCAUCCUCAUCUCUUGCAUUUAAAGUUCCCUUUGUUCCAUGGGUUCCAGGAUUUUCAUUGCUUAUCAACAUUUAUCUUAUGAUCAAAUUGGAUAUUAUGACUUGGGUCAGAUUUAGUAUUUGGAUUGCUAUAGGCUUAGUUAUAUUCUUUGCCUACAGUAUUCGUAAUAGUACUUUACGUCGUCGAGAACUAAAGAUUUUGGCCGACUCAGAAUCUCGUGGAAUAAGUGAAACAAAUUCGAUUUCAUCUCUACAACAUGACGAAAGAUUUAGCACACAAGUCCCUCUAAUGGUGAUGCAAAACACAAAUUAAUUGUAUUUUAAAGAAUAUUCAAUUUAAGCAUUAAUUUAA
Molecule: messenger RNA, 2137 nt
Organism: Lucilia cuprina (Australian sheep blowfly)
Lineage: Eukaryota; Metazoa; Arthropoda; Insecta; Diptera; Calliphoridae
Product: cationic amino acid transporter 2
Exons: 5
Coding region: 203-2098 (631 amino acids)
Biological process (GO): amino acid transport; transmembrane transport
Cellular component (GO): plasma membrane
Molecular function (GO): amino acid transmembrane transporter activity
Source: RefSeq, a predicted model, not a curated record